AUGUGGGCCGAGGCCCGGUCAAAAUUUGAGUGGCUUCUGCCCGAAAAUAUUCGGGACGGGAAGGGGAGGAGGCCUGGCGAGCCAGGGUACGAUUCGCGAAGUGUAACCGUCCCGCGUGCGAUCUUCGACAAGCUGUCAGCGUCGCAGAAGCAGUACUGGGGCACAAAAAGUCGCUACAUGGACACGAUUCUCUUCUUCAAAGUGGGCAAGUUCUACGAGCUGUACGAGGUGGACGCUGAGGUGGGCCACAAGGAGCUCGACUGGAAGCUCACUGUCAGCGGCGUCGGCAAGUGCCGCCAGGUGGGAGUGCCUGAGAGUGGCAUAGAGGACGCAGUUCAGAAGCUAGUAGCCAGAGGGCGCCACUCAACAGCAGCAAGCAAGAAUGUCAUUCGUCCAGGUGGCCAUUCCUCGGCCACCUGGACUCACAUUCACCUCCCAUUCCAUGUCUACUCACUCCCUUCCCGUUAUCCACUCAUAACUCUGCUCCGCCCAUCUCUGCUCCGCCCAUCUCUGCUCCGCCCAUCUCUGCUCCGCCCAUCUCUGCUCCGCCCGUCUCUGCUCCGCCCGUCUCUGCUCCGCCCAUCUCUGCUCCGCCCAUCUCUGCUCCGCCCAUCUCUGCUCCGCCCGUCUCUGCUCCACCCGUCUCUGCUCCGCCCAUCUCUCUUCCCUCUCGCCCGCAGCUACAAGGUGGGGCGCAUGGAGCAGCUGGAGAGCAGCGAGGAGGCCAAGGCAAAGAGAGGGCCAGGGGCGAUGGUGCAGCGGCAACUUAUGCAAAUUCUCUCCCCAGCCACCCUCACAGAGGGGUCACUCAGACCAGAGGCCGUGCACCUCCUGGCAAUUAAAGAGGUGAGCCGCUCUGCGCCCUGUGUGCAUUUCAAGUUAAAAGCAUUCUGCCAAUCCACCCUCACAGAGGGGUCGCUCAGACCAGAGGCCGUGCACCUCCUGGCAACUAAGGAGGUCACCACAGAACCUGCGUCCAGCAACAGCGCCGCCAGCAUUGACAACAUCAUCAUCAGCAGCAGCAGCCCUAACGGGACGCCUAACGGCACCCCGACCAGUGUUGCUUCUGGGUCUAUCCUCGUUGGCUUUGCGUUUGCUGACGUGGCAGGUGGGAAUGUCUACGUGGGUGCCAUGCGGGAUGACUCCUCCCGCUCCGCCCUCUCAGCGCUCCUCGUCCAGGUGGCCCCUCAAGAGCUGUUGUUUGAACUGGACGGUCUCUCCACCGACACGAGGAAGCUUUUGCGAAGGAGCUCAGGCCCAGGAAUCCUCCCGAUGCAGCUGACAGCCCUGGCGCCAGGUUCGGAGUUUCCCGAGCCUAAAGCAGCGGUGGCUCGGCUAAAAUCAUCUGGUUUCGGAACUGUGCAAGAGUCCCCACAGAGAGAGCCAUGCCAUGGGAGGGGGGCGGAUUCUCUAGUGCGGUUGCUGGUGGGAGGGGGAGAGGAGGAGGCGGAGGUAGCAGCAGCAGCGCUUGUGGCGCUAGGCAGCCAUCUGGAGCGAUUGAAGGUGGGAAAUCCUCGCCUUUCUCUCCUUUUCUCUCCAAGUUUCCUCCUUUUCUCCCGUCCCCCCCUUCUCCUCCCUUCCUCUCCAACUCCCCCUCGUUCCCCGCUUUCCGACUCAAAACCCGCCCGCUCCCCCGACUCCCUCCAUUUCCCCCUCCCCCUCCGCCCCUCGACCACCAACCAACGUGUGCAUGUGUCAGUGGAUCCCUGCAGCGCCCCCCUCUCCCCCCCUGCGCAACUGCAGCGCCCCCUCUCUCCCGCUGCAGCGCCUCCCUCUCUCUCCCGCUGCAGCGCCCCCCUCUCUCUCCCGCUGCAGCGCCCCUCUCUCCCGCUGCAGCGCCCCCCCCCCCUCUCCCGCUGCAGCGCCCCUCUCUCUCCCGCUGCAGCGCCCCUCUCUCUCCCGCUGCAGCGCCCCUCUCUCUCCCGCUGCAGCGCCCCUCUCUCUCCCGCUGCAGCGCCCCCCUCUCUCUCCCGCUGCAGCGCCCCUCUCUCUCCCGCUGCAGCGCCCCCCUCUCUCCCGCUGCAGCGCCCCCCUCUCUCCCGCUGCAGCGCCCCCCUCUCUCCCGCUGCAGCGCCCCCCUCUCCCCCUGCGCAACUUACCCCUUCGCUCUUCCUUUUCAUCCUGCAAACACCCCUUCGCCACUUCUCCCCACCGGUUCCCCUCCUCCCCCUUCCCGUCUCCCCAAUCCAUCUCUGUGUGCAACACCAUUGGAGUCCUACAGUGUCCCCCUCGCUUUUUGAGGCGCCUAAAAAACCAAUCAUUGAGGAGGCGCCUCAAAAACCAAUCUUUGAGGAGGCGCCUCAAAAACCAAUCGAUCUCUUGGAGCCCGUCAGUGCUCGCCUCGCUCGCCCUGCACCCCUUACCCUCCUUCCCCUGUUUUCCCUCCUGCUACCCUCACCUCCCCCACCCAACCCGGCCCCACCAGUGGAGCCCGUCAGUGCUCGCCUCGCUCGCCCUGCGCCCCUACUCCGUCUUCUCGGGUUCGCUGCGUCUGGACGGCCAGACGCUCAGCAACCUGGAGCUGCUCAGCAACACGCACAACGGCAGCACACAGGUCUUCUCACUCACCCUCCUCUACCCCCCCUCCUCCCCUCCUCCCCUCCUCCCUUCCUCCCCCCCCCCUCCUCCUCCCUUCCUCCCCUCCUCUCCUGCUCUCCUCCCCUCCUGCCCGCCUGCCCUCCUUCACUCGCCCUCUUCACCAUUUCCGAACGCACAGGCACUCUUCUGGGCUUUCUGGAUACGUGCGCCACGUCAGCAGGCAAGCGCCUUCUCCGCCGUUGGAUCUGCCACCCGCUGCGCUCCAUCCGCGAGAUCGAGCGCCGGCUGGACGCCGUCGAUGAGCUGGCGGGCUCGUCGCUCGCCACGUCAGCGCUCUCAUCCACCACGUCAGCAGCACAUGCGCGGGGAGAAAUCCGGGCAGCGAUGAGGCGGCUGCCGGAUCUGGAGCGCCUGAUUGGUCGAAUGAGAGCGAUGGGGGCGCCGGGAGGGGGAGGAGCAGGGGGUGUGGGAGAAGUUGGAGGUAGGGGAGAGGAAGGGAAUUGGGGAAGGGCCAGUGGAGGCCGAGAAGGCAGAGGCGGGGAGGAUGGGAGAGGAGGGGUGGGAGGAGGGGAGGUGGAGUGGGGGGGGUUAAGGUCUGCUUUAGAGGCGCUACCUGGACCAAUGGCAGAGCAGCUACUGAGGAAGCAGGUCGCCCUAUUCUGCUCUGCAGUGCGAGGGGUGCGUGCAGCCCUGCUCUUCCUCGAUUCCCUCCGCAACGGAUCUCUCACAGGGGAGCCUGUCACCUUCCGUUCUGCCAUCCUACGUGGCAUCAUGCGAUUGGCUCCUGCUGCCGCCUCUGCUGGCGGCGGAGAGGGUGGUUGGGAAGAGGAAGACGAGGCGGAGGAGGAGGAGGAGGAGGAGGAUGAGGGAGAAGGAGGAGGAGAAGGGGCAGGGGUGAGGAACCGCCAUGUGAGUAACGGUUACAACAAACAUGGUUGGGGAGACGAGAGGGGCCGGUCUAACACGGUGCAUCCCUCUCAUGCGACGGCAAGGACGAACGUUACGGAGGAGAUGAGCGGGCGGCGUGCGUUGGCAGUAUUGGAUGAGAUAGAGCAGUUCAUCGUGUGGCCGACUGCCACCCAGGGGAAGAGGGCUGGGACUGGGAACAGCAGGAACCAGAGCAAAAACAGCAGUAGCGGCACCGGUAGCAGCCAUCUGAGUGAGGCAGUGGCAGCAGAGGCGCGCCUGCUUUCUGCUCUUGUGGCGCGGCUCUCCUCGCUCCUCCCCUUCUGCUCGCUCCUCUCCGACUCCCUCGCCCGCUUUGACGUCCUCCUCGCCUUUGCUGAUGCCGCACAGACCGCCGCUGCUGCUGGUGGCGGUGCUGGUGGUGGUAGUGCAGGGCCCAUGUGUCGCCCCACAUUUGUGGCUGGAGGGGGAGGAGCGGAAUGCGUGGGAGGAGUGGGAGGAGUGGGAGGAGUGGGAGGAGUGGGAGGAGGGGGAAGGGGAGGGAAGGGAAGCGGGUCAGGGGGAGGCAGCACGUUUCAUGCGAGGGGGUUGUGGCACCCGUUUGCUGUGGGCGCCGGUGGUGGUGUGGUGGUUCCCAACGACGUGCUUCUAGGGGGCGUGCCAGGCAGCUCCGUAUCAGGAAUAACAGCAGCAGCAGCAGAAGGGGUGCAUGCGCGCACGAUGCUGCUGACAGGGCCCAACAUGGGCGGCAAGUCCACUCUGCUACGCGCUACCUGUGUCGCUGUCAUCAUGGCUCAGGUGACUUUUGAGUCGACUCAAAGGCCAACCGCGAUCCCCUCCUCCCUCCCUUUCACCAGAUGGGAUGCUAUGCGCCUAGGCACGUUCAUGGUGGAGUGCAGGGAGGCAGCAGCAGUGCUGCCUGUUGGGUUGACUGGAAGCACGUUCAUGGUGGAGUGCAGGGAGGCAGCAGCAGUGCUGCGGUGUGCCACAAGGGACUCGCUUGUCAUUCUGGACGAGCUGGGCAGGGGAACGUCCACCUUCGAUGGAUACGCCAUUGCACAUGCGGUACGUGAUGUGGGCGUUUGGGAUUCUCCUUUGAUGCGCCUCACAAGCUACUCCCUGGUCAUUUGGGACGAGCUGGGCAGGGAUACACCUACACGUUCGAUGGAGACGCCAUUGCGCAUGCGGUACGUGGUUGUGGUAUUGAACUAUCUCACCUCGCGCCUUGACUGUCGGCUCCUAUUCGCCACGCACUACCAUCCCCUCACCUCCGAGUUUGCGGGCCAUCCGCAAAUCGCAUUGCGACACAUGGCGUGCCAAGUACAGGCAAGCAAGGGCGGCGACGGGGAAGAGGACGAAGAGCUUGUCUUUUUGUACAAGUUGCAAUCCGGUGCCUGUCCGAAGAGCUACGGGUUGAAAGUAGCGUCCAUGGCCGGAAUUCCGUCUCGUGUGGUGGCGAAUGCGGCACAAGCAGCUUCGGCUCUUGAGCAUGAGCUAAGCGAUAAGUUUGACAACCCUGAGCCGCUUGCAGCUAGCACAUUGCUUGAUCUUGAGAGGUCAUGGGUGCAAACGCUGCAAGGGGUUGCGCCAUUUGGUGCUUCUGGUGGCAAAAUGCCUGAUGAGGAUGUAGAGGAUAUGUUUGAGACUCUGUAUUGCAUCUGGCACGAGUGCGCAUCGCUUGCUAAUUCGGCUGGCGUGGGAGGAGGGCCUUUCUACAUGCCGCUGUUCCACUCUGUUCUCAAAUUCAAUCUUGUCAAAUCCACCGCCCUUUCCCAUACCGUCGUGACAUCAAGUGCAAUUGCUAGCACUCUCUAUGGACUAUGGGAGUCGAGUCCUGAAGUUCCGUCCAUGCCACUGGUUGACUUGAGACUUGCACUGGCAUUGCUCCCGUCUCUCCUAUUUGGAGUUGGAAUUGGAGUUCUAAUCAGCCCGACUCUUCCUCACUGGAUUCAGCUACUCGGGUUACUGAUUUUGCUCAUUUUCGUUGUACAUAAGACGUAUGCACGAGCACGAAGGUCAUGGAAGAAAGAGUCAGAAAGAAGGAGGGUUGCACAUACUGCUGCUGCCGAAGGACUCCUGCCUGUCUCAUUCGUCAACCCAGAUGAAUCGGGCCAGCAUCAAGUUACGUUUGACGUUCCCGAAACAUGUGAGGGAGUGGAUUUCCUGUCAGUGGCUGGAUGUGAGAUUUCGCAGUUCUUCAACCGCCACUGGAAGUGGAUGCAGCAUUAUCUGAAUGAAUCAGGAAAUCAGCUUCUCUCGCACAUCCACCACGUGGCAAUGCCAUUUCUCUACACCCUCGUUCUUUGGUCUCUUUUCAUGGCUCUUCAGUGGGGUCUUAGUCAAGCUAGCCGCUGUUCCUCGUCCUUUUUCCAGCUGUGGGGGUUGCAGCUGUUUGUCUGCAUCGCUGCUGCAGUUAGCACCAUUCAAGGACAGCUGCGCAUGCACCCUGCAACAUGCAGGCCUACGUCUCUGAGCCCAAACCUUGCUCGGCUUUUCUCAUCAGGCUCUAGCAUUUCCCGCUUUUUGAAGAUCUCUGUGAUCAUUGCAUGUGCUGGAGCUAUGGCUGGGAUGGUGGGCAUCGGAGGAGCACUUAUUUUCAACCCAUAUCUCCUUAGUCUCGGCCUUCACCCACAGAUCUUGGCCUCGACAAGUGUUUUCAUGAUCCUUUUCAGCAGCAGUGCCAUCAGCAUCUCGUUCUUCUUCCAUGGUUUUCUGAACACUAGCUAUGCAGCUGUGUUUGCUCCUGUGGCAUUCCUUGGGUCGCUGGUUGGAGUCUUCGUUGUUGGGAGAAUCGUGAGAAACACAGGUCGUUCAUCCAUUGUUAUCUUCAUUCUGGCCAUCUUGAUUGGUCUAGGAGUUUUGGUAGCCAUCAUUGAAGCGCACGACCUUGACCUAAAACGCAAAUUCGCGGAAAUCCCGAGCCGCUAUGACUUGGACUCUCCAACGACCAAGCGCCUUCGCGGCGUGCGUCAGCGGUCGUGGGGCAAGUGGGUAUGCGAGAUCCGCGAGCCGCGCACGCGCGCGCGCGUGUGGCUAGGAUCGUACAGCACCGCGGAGGAGGCCGCGCGCGUCUACGACACCGCCGCGCUCAUGCUGCACGGCGCGAGCGGCGCGGAGCGCAGACUCAACUUCCCGGACGCUCUUCAAGCGGACGGGGGGAUCCGCCCCGUUAUAGUGUCGCGCACUAUAGCGGAAGGUCUGCUCCGCGUCGUCAAUGCUCUGACUCUUUCGCAGCAGUCGCAGCAGUCGCCAUCCCAACAAGAAGAUUCGAGUAAUCCAUCUUGCGCUUGUGACAUGAUUGUCGAUGCCUCCACCUUUGCUGCGACGGGCAGUGCCCGCCGCUCCACUGGUGCUACCGCAUCUGUCCCCACGGUUCACGCUAGCCCCACCUUUACCGGCGAGUGGGUGCGCCUCGAGGUUACCGGCUCCAACGUCGUCUUCUCCGAUUGCGCGAGCCCGGGUAUCACCACCACCGCGAUUCCCGCCGCCGGUCGCGGCGGCGUCUUUCCAGACGCGUCGUCCGUCAAAUCCCCGACGGCGAACGGCCAGAUCUCGCCGAAACGCGGCGUCGCCGCUCGGAAUGCCGUCACCGCCGCCGAUUCAAACGCCGCCGCUUGCGCGUCUGGCGUUACGUCAGCAGCCGCGUCGCAAGUUGCGCCUGAGAUGGAUUUCGUCAGCAGCCGCGUCGCGGCGCCAGCAGAUUCCUUCUCCGCUGCCCUGUCGCUCUUCUCCGACGCGCCUCCCACCUUUUCCGCCGGUCCCCCCAUAAUCGUCCCCUCCCGCCGUUCCUCCGCCCUGUCUCUCCCCGGAAGCCCUAUGAGCGGUAUGGGGUACAGCCCCGCGCGCGUCCGCUCCCCCUCCCGCUCGCCGCUGCACUCCCCGCGGUUCCCCCCAGGCCCGUCGUUUGGCGGCUCCCGGGCGUUCCCCGCAACCACCGCCCCUUCCUCCCCACGUGCGAUUAGCGCCUCAGCUUUUUCCGUAAUGUCCCCGUUCGCGGAUUCCGCCGCUCCCGUCGCUUCCGCCGCUUACGCCGGCGGGGCGGAGCUUUCGCGCGCGCUGCUCGCGCACCCCACCUUCGCGCACCUCUGCGCGCCUUCCGCACAGCUCACCACCGAUACCCUCACUGCUGAUCAUAUCCCAGCUUCCACUGCAGAUCAAAUGGCCACUGCUAAUCCCGCCAUAGACUUUCCUCCCCUUACUACCGCAGCUGCUCCCAACUCUGCUCCACCCGCCGCUACUCUUGCUGCUCCCCCCAGUGCUCCCAGCAGCAGUUGUGCAGUUCAAAAUCUAGACAGCAAUUUCACGAGCUACACCUCUUUCGCUCCGUUUCUCACUGAUCUGGGACAGGAGGACAGCGAUAUUGUCAACAGCAGAUCUAGUAACGCGGAUAGCAGCAGCAUGGACACGUCAUCCCCUACUGCUAAAGCGGGGCCCUUACAGCAGCCCCCAAGCGUCUCCCCCCAGGCUCCCCUAAACCUGCCCAGUUUCUCCUCUCAGCCGCUCCUGAACCUGCCCAGCUUUUCCAAGACGGCACCGGACCAAACGGGUUCCUUGCCUCGACUGCCGAGCCUGCCAGGGGAGUUCCCGUCGCUGCCGAGCCUGCCGGCAGAGUUCCCAUCGCUGCCGAGUUUAGACUGGAAGGAGAUUGAGGAGUGCCUGGGGAAUCCAGAGGGUUCAAUGCUCACUAGCUGA
Molecule: messenger RNA, 8136 nt
Organism: Closterium sp. NIES-65
Lineage: Eukaryota; Viridiplantae; Streptophyta; Zygnematophyceae; Desmidiales; Closteriaceae
Source: the annotation of a GenBank genome assembly